AUGAAGUAUACUCACGCAAUAAUGUUACGUUUUCCAUCAUCACUAAAAUUCGAAGAUAAAAAGAUGAAAAAUAAAAUUGAUUUGGCUUUGGCAGCAAAACAACAUCAAGAUCUUAGCGACACUUUGAGAGAGUCAGGCGUUGAAGUAAUCGAAUUACCUCCAGAAGAAGACUGUCCUGUUCAAAAUCUUUUUGCUGAUGAUAUUGCUAUCGUAAUUAACGGGACAGCUUUAUUAACUAGACCAAAAAGUCAAAAUAAAAAAAAUUCGACAACUAGAGCAAACGAAUUUAUUGCCCAUUUAAAUGUUUUGGCAUGGCAAGUUAUGGAUACACCGACACAUUUACAUGGAAAACAAGUUUAUCUUGAAGGUUCUGAUGUUUUGUUUACUGGAAAGGAAAUAUUUGUUGGAAUUAGAAAAAAUGGAACGAAUACUGAAGGAGCUUUGCACGUCGCCAAAACCUUUGCUGACUUUUCCGUCAUUCCAAUAAAUAUUGGGAGCAAUUCGCCACUUAAAUCUCGUCUUUCGGUUGCAACAAAUGAUGUUUUGGUUAUUGGAAAAGAUAAGGAAUCGCAAAAUAUUUUACAGAGAAUUGAAAGAGAUGCAACUUUUCGUUAUAAAGUGCUUACAAUCGAUAAUGAAGAAGCAAUUACCUGUUUAAAUGUGAACAAUCGACUACUUUUUCGUCAUGAUCUUAAUGAAAUGGUUUUUUUAAUUUUUAAUAGAAACUAGGGGUGAUCCCCGACACUUAUUCCUCGUUCGAAUAUGGUUUUUAGGACAAUCCCCGAUCCUCGUUCUCCGAAGGCCGUUCCUCGACAUCCCCGCCUCUUGACUUCUCCAUUCCAUUGACAGUCAUUCCCCAUUCAUGGGCCCCCUGCUCCCCGAAAAAUUCUCUCC
Messenger RNA from Meloidogyne enterolobii, 894 nucleotides. NCBI's taxonomy places the organism in Eukaryota, Metazoa, Nematoda, Chromadorea, Rhabditida, Meloidogynidae. The record is from the annotation of a GenBank genome assembly.